Molecule: messenger RNA, 615 nt
Organism: Trichoderma aggressivum f. europaeum
Lineage: Eukaryota; Fungi; Ascomycota; Sordariomycetes; Hypocreales; Hypocreaceae
Exons: 2
Coding region: 1-615 (204 amino acids)
Biological process (GO): response to oxidative stress; protein repair
Molecular function (GO): peptide-methionine (R)-S-oxide reductase activity
Source: RefSeq, a predicted model, not a curated record
AUGCGCUUUGUGCCUGCAUUCUCACGAUUCAUCUUCUCCCUGUCUACUUUCGCUCGUGUUAAAUCCCCGCAUCAGAUCCGACAACACGCACUGCGGCCUAUUCGCCUGCAAUCUAUGUCUAGCAUUCCAUUCCUGAGCGCCCUAUUUGGUUCAUCAUCUAAGCCCUCAUCCAACAUGACUUAUCCCGACCAGCGAACUGAGGACGAAUGGCGCGCCAUUCUCAACCCAACACAAUUCCGAAUUCUCAGAGAAAAGGGAACUGAAGCCCCCGGCACUGGAGAGUUUGACAAGCACUACCCCAAGGACGGCGUCUACACCUGCGCUGCGUGCGAUGCGCCGCUCUACAAGGCCACGCACAAGUUCAACUCGGGUUGCGGCUGGCCAGCCUAUUUCGACAGCGUGCCUGGCGCAGUGACUCGACACGAGGACCGAAGCUUUGGUUCCAUCAGGACGGAAAUUGUCUGCUCCAACUGCGGCGGUCACUUGGGCCACGUUUUCAAGGGAGAGGGAUUCUCGACGCCGACGGAUGAGCGCCAUUGCGUGAACAGCAUCAGCUUGAAGUUUUCAUCGGAAGACAAGGUGGUUGAGGGUAGUAGUAAGGAUACCAAGGCAUAA